AUGCCUAUUGUGAUGAAUAGAGAUACUGGUAAUAAAGUUGAAAAGAAGAAGAGGAAGAAAAAGAUUAAAUCAUGUUUGUUUUGUAGGAAGAGAAAACUACGUUGUGGUCAAGAAAAACCAAUGUGUUCUACUUGUCAAACUCGAGGGUUUGCUACCUGUGAGUAUUUAGUUGCAGAUAGUCCAGAUUCCUCAAAAGCUGGAACUUCUCCGGGAAGCAAUAAAAGUCCAUCCAGUGUACAAUCAUCAAAUACAAAAUAUAAUGGUAUUCAGGAUAGUAUCAUUUCCGAUAAUAGCCCUGCAUCUAUUCAAACUAAUAGUUUAGAAGAAGGAGAUUUGAAACAGGUUAAAAAGGAUAGCUCUGUUGUUAGAAAUAGAGUAAAAUUGUCUACCUACAGAAAUAAUGCUAAAGCGAAUGGCGAAGCUAUAGAGGAACAAAACCCGUUGAGUACUUUAUCCUAUGUCCAGAUUAAAAAGGAUGCAAGGUGUCUAAAAUGUGGUCCAACUUCUGUUAAAACUUUUAUUUACAAGGCUAAUUGGAAUAAUAUGCAGGGAUAUUAUGAAAAGUUAUGGAGCAAAGUUCAAGAGGCAAGACGUAAAUGGAAAAAAAUUCAUGAUUUUACAAUGUUAAAAGAAUUGAAGUUGGUUGAAAGACCACUAGAAUACGACACAGUGUAUUUAUUGGAAGCAGUAUGUCAUGACUUACCACCUUAUGAUGUGAUUAUAGAAUGUAUCGAUAGAUUUUUCCAAAUGUCAGAUAUUUACCCUUACAAUAAUGUUCUUGAUAAGAACAAAAUUAUGUCUGAUUUUUAUAGGGAAUUUAGUCCUGGUAUUCAAACUUCAAAAGAUGAAAUACGACGUGUCCAGUCAUUAUCUCUAAACAGAGUAUUCAAUGUCUAUAAGAUUGGUGUCAUCGUAAUGAUCUUAUGUUUAACACAUUAUUAUGAAAGUGUUCCAAUGUCCAUUGAUAUAUUCAUAACGUAUUUAUCCGGAUUAUCCACUUCAAAGGUUUUCUUUGUAGAAAGAGUGCAGUUCUUCUUAUUCAGAUUUUUCUAUGUCCCAAUGUAUCGUUCAUGCGGUGGUGAUUAUUCCCAUUGUGUAAACUUAUCUUCCGCAUUAUGUACAUCAGCAUUGUGUAUUGGUUUAAACGAUGACAUUGAUGUAACGUUCAAGGGAAGGGAAAAUGAGGUAGGAAGGCUGGAUACAUUGAAAGCACUAUGGUUAUGGGUUAUGUAUGCAGACUUUGUUGUAGCCUCCCAUUUAGGCAAAGAUUUAAUGGUGCCAUUAAAUUCAUUCGAUGACAUCGAUUUCUUAGACUUAUAUGAAAGCGAAGGCAAUUCGAAAACUUUAUUAGGAUGUUUAAUUAGAUUUCUAAGGUUAACAAGGCCUAUGAUGCAUGAAGUCAUGAGUAGAAGAGGGAAGCCUGACCUAAUUGAAUAUACAUCCCAACUAAUUAAUUUUAUUGAAACAGAAUUUCCACCUUUAGAGUACUACACAGACGCUCAGAUGAUAGAUAAAGUUCCACUUGAUACAUUAUCAUUUAUCUCACUCUGCAUAUUUUUAAUAGUAACAUUUUCAGGACUGAGAUGUCUUGCAUUAGGUGAGCAAUCACUAAAUUUGAAAAAUCAAACUAUCAAAACUUGUUUAACAGCAUUUUCAUUAGGAACAAAUAUUGCAAAUAGGGCUUACCAAUUAGAUAAGGAGAAAUUUCCAGAGGUAGUAUACACGGAUUGUAACAAUUUCCCACCUCAUUUAGCCUACUGUAUUGGAAGUUGUGGCACGUCGUUAGGAAGGUCAUUGUCUCUAUUUUUCACUCUUUGUUAUCAAAAAAUGACAUUAUUCUCUUCAGGAUUUAUAUUUUGUCAACAAGAUAUGGAAAGUGAAAUUGAUUUGACCACUUUACAAGGUCCUGAUGAUAAAUCUUUAUCAUUCAUAGCAUCAUUUGAUGCAUUUUCAAGGAUUUUUCAAACUUGGGCUAAACCAGUGGAUGAAAAUUUUAAAUCUGUACUUUACAGAUCCAAUACUUUAAUCAUUAUGACUACUUUGGAGAGACUUUGUAGUAUGAUUUUGGUAAAAGUUAAAGAGUGCAGAACUAAGACAGAAAAUGAUUGGAUAACGCAUAAUCAAAAUAAUAUACUUGAUGUUUUAAUGAAUGAGAAUGACGAACCAAAUCCUAGAAUCCCUGAACCAACUAAUGAAAAUCUAAUUGAAUCAUUCACACAAUAUGGUAAACUAGAAGAUUUUGCAAAUUCUCUUUCUGAUGAAUUUUGGGAAAAUUAUUUUUCACAUUGGGAAGAAUAUCUAAAUGGAAAUACCAUUGAUGAACUAUUUGAGGAUAUAUCACACGUCCCAUGA
Messenger RNA from Vanderwaltozyma polyspora DSM 70294, 2352 nucleotides. Its product is annotated as Zn(II)2Cys6 transcription factor. The coding region runs from base 1 to 2352 and encodes 783 amino acids. Gene Ontology annotation, biological process: regulation of DNA-templated transcription. Gene Ontology annotation, molecular function: zinc ion binding; DNA-binding transcription factor activity, RNA polymerase II-specific. The record is from RefSeq and is a predicted model, not a curated record. The transcript has a single exon. NCBI's taxonomy places the organism in Eukaryota, Fungi, Ascomycota, Saccharomycetes, Saccharomycetales, Saccharomycetaceae.